Messenger RNA from Sycon ciliatum, 2906 nucleotides. RefSeq lists its product as uncharacterized. Lineage: Eukaryota; Metazoa; Porifera; Calcarea; Leucosolenida; Sycettidae. The transcript is spliced from 2 exons. The record is from RefSeq and is a predicted model, not a curated record. The coding region runs from base 130 to 2625 and encodes 831 amino acids. Gene Ontology annotation, molecular function: protein serine/threonine kinase activity; protein binding; ATP binding. Gene Ontology annotation, biological process: protein phosphorylation.
GUCCGGCUAACUACAUUGUACUUAGUCUUUGCUGAGUGUCGACGUUUUACUGCGGAAUGAAACACUAGUCCAGCUGUCCUCGUUCAGUCUUGUGAUUUGUGUAGCCUUUUCUUCUCCACCUGGUUCGGAAUGUUUGAAUUUGAAUUCGUUAUGUUGUUGUUGUUGUUUUUGUUGUUGUACUUCUUCUUGUUGCUGAUUCCUUAUAUUGCACUUUACGGAGGGCCCGGUAUGUUUCGGCGGAGGAGCCCGGCGGGUACGUUCGGAGCAGCGUGUUCUAGUGCCCAUCGUACCACAUCUGUGACAAGAGCACAACCCUGUCGUCCACGUCUGCUCCACGGCAAGCAUGGAGAAUUCACAAGCCGGCCGCUGCAAUUUUGGCGUGAGUUUGUGGCACUGAGAGAGCUAGAGCCCCGUUUGACUAUCAUUGAGCUGUUGGGGACGGUGACUGUGACCUAUAGCCAUGCACCAAAUACCGUAAUGGAGUAUUCCACGCAGACUUUGCGAAAGCGCUGCACCCCAGAGUCGGCUCUAUCCGCUUUGGAAGAAGCGAUUAUCGCUCUCGGAGUGUCUUCUGCUUUGGAGUACGUGCAUGGCUGCGGUAUUGUCAUUGGAUAUCUCAAUCUGUACACUAUACUGUUGUGGGAGAUGGCGACGCCUGCUGGUUUGGAGUUGCAGGCCAGAAUCGUGCAUGUUAGUCGAUUGGCUGAGUUGUUGGACCGUGGAGAUGCACAGCUUAUAUCUAUGAACUCUGAAUCAGUCACGUACCUAGCACCUGAGUGCGAUGAGAUUUCCAGCGCAGGCAUACACAGCUGGAGAAGAGUUGAGAGUGCAAGCGACUGCUAUUCAUUUGGCGUAUCAAUGCUCAGCGUGAGUCUUGGCAGAGAACCUCCAAACCUUUUACAACUAAUGCAUGAGGGCAGAGAGAAGGAUCUCGAAGAGCUUGGUUCCGAUCAUCCACUGCGCAACGUCAUCAGCAAGUGCUUGAUUAGGAAUCCGGCGCAUCGUCCAAGCGCCAUUUACAUCUGUCGUGCUGUGGGUGUUGUACAGUUGCCGGUUAUUGAAUUGCUGAUCAAGAAACGGCAAAGUCUUCCAGAGUCGCGAUCAAAGUCGUUGACACUCCAAGCUUCAGCAGAAGAACAAACUGAUCAACAUUCCAAGCUAGCAGUGCAUCCAUUAGGAGCUACACAACAAUCAUCAUCCGAUCGGGAUGAGGACGAACGCUUGUAUCAACUUCUGCAGGAGCUCAGUUCCAAGCUGGACGAUGAUCAAGAAAGGCCACUAGAUUUGACUAGCAUAAAACACAUAAACACCAACCCCGAUCAGUCAUCACUGCCACCCACUUGCAUGCAAUGUGACAACAUUAUCGCUGCGCUAAUUGAGCUAGCUCACAGCACCGUUGCACGGCACCACUGCCUGCGUCGUAAGCUUCACGGCGAAAGUGGAGAGCUUGAUAAUGUAAGACAGACGUUGCUUGCUUCUCCGAAUCUCCGCAACCAGUCCAAGCAAGCCACAAAGGACAUGUAUAAACUGCUGCUGGAGCUGGACACCAAACAUCAUGGGCUUGCUUGCAUACGUCUUCAGUCACGAGCCUUAGCAAGCAAAGUUAAUCAGUUGGAGGAGAUUCUCUUCAAACUGGCAACGCAAACGGCUCCAUAUGGGGAUAGUGUGUUCGCUACUUUUGCUCUGCUCGCGUAUCCUGGACGUCAUUCAACUGCUGGUCAGCUUGGACUGUUUCUCCCACAGUGGACGCCUAUUGGAAUGCUGCCGAUCAAACGAGGUGACGAGGCAGGGGCACUUCAAUACCACAGAGGAAGGCUCUACACAACUCUACAUCUAAGCCCAGGGAAAUGGAAUAUUAAAAGCGCAGAUGCCCGCAGCCUCUCGAGCUGGGUAUUGUGCAGCCUGCCCGGGUUGCCGCAUUCCCAUUCCCACGCUCGAUUCACGCUGGACAUCAUAGCGGACAACAACGAUCUUUAUUUGCUGGUCACAUACCUCCGAGAAUUUGGAGCUCUCGUCUUCAAAUACCGAGAAGACGGCGGGUGGAAAAGAAUAGUACGACUGCCAGCGUUUCGUGCCAAAUUUAGUGUCCACAUCAGCAACGGCACACUGUAUGUGGUGGCAGGUGAAAGCAGACUAUGCAACGUAGAUAGCGCUCUUCCUCAUGUCAUUAGUGUGGAUUUGGCCGUGGAGAAUUCGGCUUGGGUGCCUUGGCCAAACAUUCCUGGAUACAAUGAUGUCUUGGCAAAUUCCACUAGUCUAACUAGUUUUGUUUACGACGGGUAUCUCCAUGUGGUCAUGUACGGGAAGGUGGAAAAUGUUGCCAGGCCGGAAAUUUUCUCAGCAUCCACGUCACGGCAGCAAACAGUUACUACUUGGAAGAGGGGUAUUUUGGGCCACCCUCCACCGGAGAAAGCCAGAUUCUGGAUUAUUAAUGGCAAGUUGGUUUGCAAGGAUGUGAGACGAAUAUCGGUGGGACAACUAUACCUGUACUCUCCAGUCACUGGCCAGUGGGUGCCAGUCCUACAGACAGGCGGAACGCCGUUAAGCUAUUAUGGUGUGAACGGUCGUAUGUUGAGCGUCAAUGAAGAAGAUAACCGGAUCUUCGAGUUGUCGUGGAUGCAAUGAAUCUGAUGCUGGCAACUCCUCCAGUUGUCGCUCCAGUGGCCUUGGCAACUGCUAAAUUUGUUGCUCCAGUGGCCUUGGCAACUCCUCCAGUUGUCGCUACAGUGGCCUUGGCAGCUGCUAAAGUUAUCACUCCAUUGUAACCUGAUACUGACAACUCAUUAUAAUAAAUUGUCACUGCGGUGACCAUGGUAAUCUGAUGCUGAUUAGUAGCCAUGGUAACGGCUGUCCUAACAAAGAUCCUCUACCCCACACCGGAUUGUAUCCCCUAGAGUGCACCCCCC